CGGCUUUGUAAUUAACGUGAAAUCUAGUGGCUGUCGAAAAUUUGCCAUUUGAGGCAAAUGGUUGUUGCAACCGUGGCACAACCGUAAAACAGAAACCCAACAUCACUCUUCUGCUUAUCUCUCUCACUCUGAAGUCUGAACUCAUCUUUGGACCCAUUACCCAUCCAUCUUUAUAAUGGAAGUUACCACUUCGUCUUCCUCCGCCAAAUUUGGAUGCGCAUACGACUUCCCUCAAUUCCGAGUCAACCGUCAUGGCCAUAGUUGCUUCUUCCGAUUUCCAUGGAAGAGCAGAGCAGUUGUUGCAGUGAGCUCAACUUCAUCCACUACCAACACCACCACUAGUGUCAGUAAUGGGUAUGUGGGCCCAGGCAUCCGAAACUACACCCGGAGCGGUUCUUGCUUGCUGAUCCCUCCGCCGGCCGGCAAGAAGCCCCGGGCUAUCAUCAAGUUUCUGGGCGGUGCCUUCAUCGGGGCUGUUCCUGAAGUCACUUACAGCUACUUGACUGAGCUAUUGGCCAAGGAGGGGUUUCUGGUUAUUUCAGUGCCGUAUAAUGUGACCUUUGAUCAUGUCCAAGCUGCUCACCAAGUCUAUGAGAGGUUCAACUCUUGCUUGGACACCAUCUUAGCCUCUGGAUUGCCCAAUGUUGAUCUAUCACCUGCCCAACUAGCUGAGUUGCCAGUGUUUUCUGUUGGCCAUAGCAAUGGUGCACUACUCCAAGUGCUCGCUGGGAGCUAUUUCUCCGAUAAAAUCCCAAAGGCUAAUGCCAUAAUCGCAUACAACAAUAGACCAGCAACAGAGGCUGUCCCUUACUUUGAGCAGCUUGGACCGUUAGUUAAUCAGAUGGUCCCUAUUGUAGACGCAUCUCCCGUUCCUUCCAUGGCUAGGACUGCCUCAGGAGAUGCAUGGAAGGCUCUAGUUGAUGCAGCUGGAGCAGUUCUACCAGACAAUGAAAAGGAAACUCUAAAUUCACUCACUAAGUUUGUUGAUCAGUUGCCGUUGGUGCUGAAUGAGGUAACCCAAGGGACAUCAGAGUUUAAGCCAACACCCUCUGAAAAUCGUGAAUUUUUUAAGAGCUCAUACAAUGUGAAACACACUCUACUGGUGAAGUUCAAUUUUGACGGAAUUGAUGAGACAGAUACUCUCGAGGACACAUUGAAGCCUCGUGUGGAAGCUAUUGGCGGGACACUAGAAAAGGUCGAGAUAAGUGGUAACCAUAUCACACCAUGCGUCCAGGAGCCCAAGUGGCAAGUAGGUGCCUUGUACACUCCUGCAGAUGCUAUUGCUCAGAGUCUUAAAACUCUUUCGCUAAAUGAUGUUAGAGUCCUAUCAAGAACUAUAAUCGACUGGUUUCGAGGUUUUGAAGAUUGAGGCAGCUAUUUUGAAAGAAAGAUAUACACAUUUUGACUCCCCUAAACCCUUGAAGGAAGUCAGACUUAUGUUUACAAUUAUUAUAAUUGUCAUCCCAAUAGCUGGUUUGCUUAUAUUAUAAUUGUCAUCCCAAUAUGUUGUAUAUUAUGCCUAUCGGUAUCACAAUGGGUUGGGCUUUUAUUACCUCUGCAUUUUCUGAA
This is a messenger RNA of Rosa rugosa (rugosa rose), 1569 nucleotides long. RefSeq lists its product as uncharacterized. NCBI's taxonomy places the organism in Eukaryota, Viridiplantae, Streptophyta, Magnoliopsida, Rosales, Rosaceae. The record is from RefSeq and is a predicted model, not a curated record. The transcript has 9 exons. The coding region runs from base 176 to 1369 and encodes 397 amino acids.